Messenger RNA from Knipowitschia caucasica, 432 nucleotides. The record is from the annotation of a GenBank genome assembly. NCBI's taxonomy places the organism in Eukaryota, Metazoa, Chordata, Actinopteri, Gobiiformes, Gobiidae.
AUGUGCUCACCACAUAACGUAUACAACAUCACAACUUCCCACUCCCCCACACCUCAGAACUCUCUCCCCCCCACUCUGGAACUCCUCUCCUCCCCCACCCUCAAGGAACUCUUCUCAGCCCUCCCGUGCAUCACUAGCUCUGGACACUCUCAGACCUCCCCCCCUCACCUCAGGAACUUUACCUCCUCCCCCCUCCCCUCUGGAACUCUCGUCCCCCCUCACCUCAGGAACUCUCUUCCUCAUCCCCCUCACCUCAGGAACACCGUCUUCCACUCCCCCCUACGCACCUCUCAGGAACUCUCCCCCCAUCACCUCAGAACUCUCACUCCCCCCUCACCUCUGAACUCUCUCCAUCCUUUCUCCACCCUCACCUCAGGAACUCUCUACUCCCCCUCACUCUUGAACAACUCUCACCCCCUCAUCCAUCAAUGA